Labrus mixtus (cuckoo wrasse) is the source of this 3056-nucleotide messenger RNA. It is a transcript of the gene arhgef25b, whose product is annotated as Rho guanine nucleotide exchange factor (GEF) 25b. The record is from RefSeq and is a predicted model, not a curated record. Bases 269 to 2209 code for a protein of 646 amino acids. Gene Ontology annotation, biological process: axon guidance. Gene Ontology annotation, molecular function: guanyl-nucleotide exchange factor activity. Gene Ontology annotation, cellular component: cytoplasm; plasma membrane. Lineage: Eukaryota; Metazoa; Chordata; Actinopteri; Labriformes; Labridae. The transcript has 15 exons.
GUCCCUCUCAUAAUCUUUGCCCACUAUCUGACCACACAGAGCGGCUGCAGAGUGAAGCAGAGCACGAGCUCUCUGUAUUUCCUGCUGUUAUUCUUCUAAUCAUGGGAUAGGAGCAGCUUGCCUUUUUUUUUGUCUCCAGAGUUUCUACUCAGUUUUGGAACAUGACUGUGGAUCCCCUCUUGGAGUUACUAAAGGAUUAGUUCCUGUGUCUGCCAAGCAUGAUGUCUCUUUCUGUUAGUCUUCAGUCUGGCUGCAGGAGUGGAUCAUUAUGAGAGGGGGACACCACCAGCGAGGAUGUGGUUGUCCACACCUGUUUAGGAAACUGCUCAGUAAAUGUGGCUGCUGCUUUGUCCAAGUUAGAGCGGAGUCGUACUCUGUGGCGGUCAGUGACGGCAGCAUUCCUCCAUCAGUGGGCUCUGUGCCCCACCAGGCCUCAGGCAGCUCCAGCCCCUGCUCACACUCCCCAACUGGAGGAUCACGGCACCCUGUCAGCGCCCUCAAGAAAUGGCUCACCAAUCCUGUCCGCAAGCUAAGCUCUGAUGCGAGAGAGGGACUGGGAAAAGUGGAGAAGCAGAUGUGCAGGUCAGACGGGCGGCAGCCGCCAUCGCUCCUUUCCCACAGCGAAGCUCAGCUGAGGCCUCUGGAGCCGCACCACAGCUACUCCAUCGUUCCCUGUGGAGACACAGUGUGGAGAAACAGGAUGUGUAGUCCAGAAGCUCUUUCUCCCAAACAACUGCCCUGUCAGAGGCCCUUACCUAACCCCCCGCAAGAAAGAGACAUGCAGAGUGAGAGUCAAAAAUCGAGUAUCAACAAUCUCCAUGGAGAAGACAGCUGCAAAGUGACUGAGGACUCGGCCAGCCAGUCGUCUGCUACAAUAGACAGCGAGGAGGAGAUGAACAUUGCCUUAGAGAAGAGCAUAUAUGUGCUGACAGAGCUAGUAGAGACCGAACGGUUGUAUGUGGAAGAUCUUGGACUCAUAGUGCAGGGCUACAUGGCCACCAUGGCCAAUCAAGGAGUUCCGGAGGACAUGAAAGGAAAGGACAGGAUUGUCUUUGGAAACAUCCACCAGAUUUAUGACUGGCAUAAGGAUUAUUUCCUGGGAGAGCUGGAGAAAUGUGUGGACGAUCCAGACAGUCUGGCCCAGCUCUUCAUCAAACACGAACGGCGUCUUCACAUGUAUGUUGUUUACUGCCAGAAUAAGCCCAAAUCAGAGCACAUUGUUUCUGAGUAUAUUGAGACCUUCUUUGAGGAUCUCCGACAGCAGCUAGGUCACAGGCUGCAGCUCAAUGAUCUGCUCAUCAAACCUGUUCAGAGGAUAAUGAAGUAUCAGCUACUGCUAAAGGACUUCCUGAAGUACUACAGCAAAGCAGCUCGGGAUGUUGAGGAGCUGCAGAGGGCGGUGGAGGUGAUGUGCUUUGUGCCAAAACGCUGUAAUGAUAUGAUGAAUGUGGGCAGACUGCAGGGUUUUGAGGGGAAAAUCACAGCUCAGGGGAAGCUGCUCCAGCAGGAUACUUUCUCCGUCAGCGAGCAGGAAAGCGGUCUAAUGUCCAGGCCGAGGGAGAGGCGGGUCUUCCUGUUUGAGCAGCUGGUCAUCUUCAGUGAGCCAAUAGAUAAGAAAAAGGGCUUCUCUUGUCCAGGGUACACUUUUAAGAACAGCAUCAAGGUCAGCUGUUUGGGCGUGGAGGAUCAUUCUGAGGAAGAUCCAUGCUGUCUGGCCCUGACCUCGCGAGGGACUAAUGGCAUCUUGACACGUUACAUCAUGCAGACAUCAUCUCCGGAUAUACAGGAAGCUUGGCUCAAUGACGUGGUCCAGAUGUUAGAGACGCAAAGGAACUUCCUAAAUGCCCUUCAGUCUCCGAUAGAGUACCAACGAAAGGAGAGCAAAUCAAGCAGCCUAGGCAGGAACAUAAAGUCUCCAUCUGCGUCAGCAUCAGGCCUCAGACCUCGCUCCUCAGCAUCCAUGGACCGACGUCAGCAGCCCUGCAUGCUGGCCUACAACACCUCGCUGCCCUCUCUGUAUCCAACACAUCACAGCCCCGCCUUGAAGGAAGGACGAGGCCAUGGGACAGCAAACGGCUUGACCUGCAGCUUGCAUAGCAUGCAGGGUUUGACAGCUGGUUUCCAGGCAACCAAAUUAAACGAGGAUAAACUUCAUUCAGCAAAUCGUCCAACAAACCUGGAUGAGCUGAUGGGGAGCAAGCAUCAAUGACCUGCAAAGAUAAAUGAACUCUGGAUAAGGAGAGACGUGUCAGUCAUAACCUGAAUUUAUCUGAACAUGCAGGAAGUGGUGCUCUGUCAGCAUCUUUGUUUCACUCUGUCACAGAGGUCACAGAGGUCACAGAGGUCUCAGUUUGUCUGUCUAAACUGUAUGUGUUGUCCUCAUUUUCCCUUGACUACCGUUAUGGCAUAAGCUUUCCUGGAUUUGAUACUCUUUAAUAAUAGUGUGACUGAGUGUAUGUGUGUGCAUACACUGCAUAUCAAUUCUUCUGGGGAUGGUGAGAACAAAUACGAUUAAAUGUCUUAAAAUAUGGUUUUGAAGCACCACAGAAACUGUGCUCCAUAUUUGUAUAUGCAUACAUUUCUUAGUUUUUCCAUUGAAGUUCCUUGAUUAAUAUUUUUGUAUUGCAUCAUAUUUUCAUAAGAAUAGUUUGACUCAAUUCCCUCUGAGACCUGGCUCUCAAAUCUCUGUCAGACUAUGUCCCCAAAUAACUACAUCCCUGGGUGACUGUAGAGUCCAGCUUCACUGUGGGAUCCGAGCCCCUACUGUACGAGCUUUGUAUGUCUGUGCUUUCCCAGCAGAUUAGUAAAUUGCGGUGUUUUCCCUCCAGUGGGCUAUUUUAACUCCACCAUUGUUGAGGGGUUAUCUGAACGAAACACAUUGACAAAUUACCACAAAUUGAGCAGAAAGAGAAAAAGAGGAACAAGAUAAAACAAAGGUUGACAUCCAUCACUGUAUUCUGCAAUGUAAACAAUCUCAUACGGGAUUGAAUCAAUAAAACUUUUCGACAUGUGUGUGUCCUGAUACACACACUUUGAUUAAAUACAAAUGCUGUCAA